Teleopsis dalmanni is the source of this 725-nucleotide messenger RNA. RefSeq names its product glutathione S-transferase 1-1-like. The record is from RefSeq and is a predicted model, not a curated record. Gene Ontology annotation, molecular function: glutathione transferase activity. Lineage: Eukaryota; Metazoa; Arthropoda; Insecta; Diptera; Diopsidae. Bases 44 to 679 code for a protein of 211 amino acids. Gene Ontology annotation, biological process: glutathione metabolic process. The transcript has a single exon.
UAAACUUUUCCUCAUUACAGUUAAGUUCAAAAAUCAAUCAAAAAUGGAUUUCUAUUAUGUACCCGCUUCAGCACCAUGCCGUUCAGUUCUAAUGACUGCUAAAGCUCUUGGAAUUGAGUUAAAUAAGAAAACUUUGGACUUGCAAGCUGGUGACCAACUUAAGCCUGAGUUCAUUAAAAUAAAUCCUCAACACACCAUCCCAACGUUAGUUGAUAAUGGAUUUUCCAUUUGGGAGUCACGCGCAAUUUGCGUUUACCUAGUUGAGAAGUAUGGAAAAAGUGAUUCUUUAUACCCCACAUGUCCUAAAAAGCGUGCCGUUAUCAAUCAACGUUUGUACUUCGAUAUGGGUACUUUGUACAAAAGCUUUGCUGAUUAUUAUUAUCCACAAAUAAUGGCCAAAACUCCGGCUGACCCAGAAAAGUUUAAGCAAAUAGAGACUGCAUUUGGCUUUUUGAAUACAUUUUUGGAGGGUCAACAGUAUGUUGUAGGUGACAGUCUUACUGUGGCGGAUCUUGCUUUAUUGGCUACUGUUUCAACAUUCGAUAUAGCUCGUUUUGAUAUUAGCAAAUAUGCCAAUGUUGCUAAGUGGUACAAUAAUGCUAAGAGCGUUGCUCCUGGUUGGGAUGAGAACUGGGCUAGUUGUCAAGAAUUUAAGAAGUAUUUUGAUGGAUUACCUUAAGUUUAAUAGUUAUUAAAAGUAAAUAAAUGUAAGAAAUUUGCAUUUU